Molecule: messenger RNA, 1590 nt
Organism: Leptosia nina
Lineage: Eukaryota; Metazoa; Arthropoda; Insecta; Lepidoptera; Pieridae
Source: the annotation of a GenBank genome assembly
AUGGCCGACACGUUCAUUGCCAACAUAAAGAUGGAGAAGAAAGGACAAAUUCUUGGCCCAUCUGUGGCAACGCUAGAUGAAGCCAUGUUAGCUACAGGUUUUGGUAUCUACAAUAUCCUGCAUAUGCUUCUCAGUGGCCUAAUACUAAUGGGGGUGAUCAUGCAAAGCUUAGCCCUGGGCUACGUUCUUCCAGCUGCACAGUGUGACUUGGAGCUGACGCUGCAACAGCGCGGUUGGCUUGCUGCUAUACCUUUCGCUGCCAUAAUCCUGACGUCAUACUUCUGGGGCUGGUUGGCUGAUACGCGCGGAAGACGCUUCGUCAUGCUGUUCUCUAUGCUGAUUUCAGCUGUCUUCGCGGUCCUUGCGAGCUUCUCACCAGAAAUCAUCUCUUUUGCUAUCCUGUCCUUUACAUCCGCUGUGUUCAUGGCUGGUCCAUCAUCAGUGGUGUACACAUAUCUAGGAGAGUUUACAAAUAUACGUCAUAGAGAUAAAAUGGUGGCGUUUGGAUCUUCUUUCGUUGGCAUAGGAACUGUGGCUUUGCCAGCUGUCUCUUGGCUCAUCUUGCCUGUAGAUAUCUCUCUGCCUAUCGACUUCCUGAGUAUAACUUACCGGUCGUGGCGUCUUUUGGUGAUUGCUGCUAAUCUACCCCUGGCCAUUGGAUUCGUGCUGCUUCUUUUUGCGCCUGAGAGUCCAAAGUUCUUGAACGCCUGUGGACAGCAAGAGGCCUGUUUGGGUGUGCUCAGAAAAAUGUACGCAGUGAACAAACGUUUACCAGAAGAUACAUAUCCGAUUAAAUCUCUAAUGGAAGAAUCUCAAUCCGUCAAGGCACUGGAAAACAAUGGCAUCAUGGCUAUUUUAAAGUCAAUGAAAGACCAGACUCUUCCACUCUUCCAGCCUCCGCUGCUGAAGUGGACUUUAUUUAUCUGUUUCAUUCAGUUUGGACUAUUUGGCACCACAAACGGUUUCUACGUAUGGUUCCCCACUAUCCUUAAUUCGGUCGCGAAUCAUGACGGAGGAUCAGCUGGGAUCUGCGCCAUUUUAGAUGCACAUCAAAAGACUCCAGGCAACGGGACUGAGGUGGAAUGUGAUGAUACAAUGAACACCACCACUUUCGAGCUCUCCAUCUACAUUGGCCUGGUCUUCAGCUCCAUGUAUAUAAUCGUGGGUUUCCUCGUGGACUUCAUGGGCAAGAAACUUAUCCUUCUCAUCGUCCUAUCCAGCACAGGAUUGUGUGGAAUCGCUGCUCAUUUAGUCCAGAACCAACACAUCGCCGUGGUCCUGUUCGCGAUAUUCCAGAUGUGUGGUGCAUGUAUUGGGUUAACUAAUGCUGUUACCGUCGAGCUGUUUCCCACUAAAUACAGAGCAAUGGCCAUAUGUCUAUCUAUGAUGUUCGGGCGAGUUGGCUCCAUGUCUGGGUCGAACCUCAUCGGGAUGUUCCUAUCAACCAAUUGUGGACUAAGCUUCUACAUCUUUGGAGGGCUUAUUUUAACCUGCGCUCUAUUAUGUUUCACGCUACCGGGCAAGAACGACGGUCCGUCCAAAAAGAUAAAAAGUGAUCCCAUCCGGAACCAAACCCACGAACCCGCCUGA